Messenger RNA from Aspergillus welwitschiae, 456 nucleotides. Its product is annotated as UPF0220 family protein. Bases 1 to 456 code for a protein of 151 amino acids. Gene Ontology annotation, biological process: protein targeting to vacuole; late endosome to vacuole transport via multivesicular body sorting pathway. The record is from RefSeq and is a predicted model, not a curated record. Gene Ontology annotation, cellular component: Vps55/Vps68 complex; fungal-type vacuole membrane. The transcript has 4 exons. NCBI's taxonomy places the organism in Eukaryota, Fungi, Ascomycota, Eurotiomycetes, Eurotiales, Aspergillaceae.
AUGGACGUCUCUAACAACCGUCUUUUUCGCUGGUCCAAGCCCGAAUGGCUUAACAACUCCGCCGUGCGCAACGCAGGCGUGUACACCUCCGGCGCACUGUUCUCCCUGGGUUUCUUCUUUCUCAUCGACGCCGCCGCUUUCUCCCACAGCGCUCGUAACGGCUCCUUCGUGCACGUCAAAUUCGUCGACUGGAUCCCCGGCAUCUGCUCCGCGCUGGGAAUGCUCGUUAUCAAUUCGAUCGAGAAGUCGCGUCUUCAUGCCGAUAGCUUCAGUUACAGUGGGAGUGGGGUUGCGUGGAAGGCGAGGUUUGUGCUGUUCUUGGGAUUUGCGUUGCUCGCUGGUGGAUUGGCUGGGAGUGUGACGGUCAUGGUACUCAAAUACCUGGUCCAGGGCACCAUCGUCCUAUGGAUCUCCCAGAAUAUAGAAGACGAUUACACCUAUAACCUUGCUCUGUGA